UCAGACUUCGAGUCUGCUCUGUCUUCCCUACCCCACAGCUUCCAAAAGACAAGGAUCAUAGCUCUCACGGAGCCAGGCCGAGGGCCAGAGCUAGCAGAGGGCAUCUCAGUGUCUAUGGCUAUGCCUGACCUUUUCUUCCUGUCUGUCAUUUCCCAGGUACCAGCACAGGGGUGAAGGAUGCUGCUCUGGGUGUUCUUCCUCGUGACCCUCACCCUCAGCAGCGGCUCCCACGGUUCCCUGCCCUCCCAGCCUCUCAGGAUCCCACGGUACGCAGAUGCCAUCUUCACGAACAGCUACCGGAAGGUUCUGGGCCAGCUGUCUGCCCGCAAGCUACUCCAGGAUAUCAUGAACAGGCAGCAGGGAGAGAGAAACCAGGAGCAAGGAGCAAAGGUACGGCUUGGCCGUCAGGUGGACGGCGUGUGGACAGACCAGCAGCAGAUGGCACUGGAGAGCACCUUGGUGAGCCUGCUGCAGGAGCGCAGGUGGGCAUAUGUGUGUGUGCACAAGUGUGAAGGUGUGCACAUGUGUGUAUUGAGGGACCUCAGAGGCUUCUGUCCCCAAGGGUAGCCAGGAAAAGGACUCUCCUCCUCUCCAAGCAACCUGGGAACGAGGUCCCUUCUUCCAUA
Bubalus bubalis (water buffalo) is the source of this 626-nucleotide messenger RNA. It is a transcript of the gene GHRH, whose product is annotated as growth hormone releasing hormone. The transcript is spliced from 3 exons. The coding region runs from base 178 to 567 and encodes 129 amino acids. Gene Ontology annotation, cellular component: perikaryon; extracellular region; terminal bouton. The record is from RefSeq and is a predicted model, not a curated record. Gene Ontology annotation, molecular function: peptide hormone receptor binding; growth hormone-releasing hormone activity; growth hormone-releasing hormone receptor binding. Gene Ontology annotation, biological process: positive regulation of growth hormone secretion; growth hormone secretion; positive regulation of multicellular organism growth. Lineage: Eukaryota; Metazoa; Chordata; Mammalia; Artiodactyla; Bovidae.